Messenger RNA from Plectropomus leopardus (leopard coralgrouper), 4539 nucleotides. RefSeq names its product clock circadian regulator b (gene clockb). NCBI's taxonomy places the organism in Eukaryota, Metazoa, Chordata, Actinopteri, Perciformes, Serranidae. Gene Ontology annotation, molecular function: E-box binding; protein dimerization activity; DNA-binding transcription factor activity, RNA polymerase II-specific. Gene Ontology annotation, cellular component: cytoplasm; CLOCK-BMAL transcription complex; nucleus. The record is from RefSeq and is a predicted model, not a curated record. Gene Ontology annotation, biological process: circadian regulation of gene expression; regulation of transcription by RNA polymerase II.
AUCACUCAGCGAUCCUCCGUUUUGCUGCUACUGUACUUGCAAAAUAGUGCGCCCUACUGUCUCUAUUGCGCAUGACUGUACGGCGUAAUAUGAAGUAGGCCUCCUGUUUUUCUCCCCAACCCGGAGUCCUCCUGGCCCCCACCGCCUCGAUGCAACGCUCAAGUAAGCAAAACACGGAGGCUGCCGUCGACUAUUCGCGAAGGUGAGGUGUGGCCGACACGUGAAGAUUUGUCAGUGCCUGGAAGAAUAGGAUCUAAAACAGCUAGCUUUGCCUGCAAAGAGACAUUCCAGAAAGUCUGGUUGAUCACCAUGUCUUUCCCAUUGUCCGGUGUCCUUUCGUGACCCCAAUGACCCCAAAGGCAGUUUUGACCAUAGAGUCAGCUUUGACCCCAAACCCUCUCUACGAUCCCUGAGAAAAGACAUCAAUUGACCACGUGCAUAAGCUGCAUUGGGGUGGUCUUCCAAAUGCCUACCUCACGCCUAAAGAGCAAAUCACUGCAGCCACAGCCCUGAUCAGCAGCCACCAUGACAUCAAGCAUAGGGGAUGAUUGUAGCAUCUUUGAUGGGUUGAUGGAAGAUGAAAAGGACAAAGCAAAACGUGUGUCCCGAAACAAAUCUGAGAAGAAACGGAGAGACCAGUUCAAUGUCCUCAUCAAGGAACUCGGCACCAUGUUGCCUGGCAACACCAGGAAGAUGGACAAGUCCACCAUCCUGCAGAAAAGCAUUGACUUCCUGUGUAAACACAAAGAGAUCGCAGCCCAGUCGGAGUCGAGUGAGAUCAGGCAAGACUGGAAGCCUCCAUUUCUUAGCAAUGAGGAGUUCACCCAGCUCAUGCUGGAGGCUCUGGAUGGGUUCUUUAUAGCAAUAAUGACUGAUGGGAACAUCCUCUACGUCUCUGAGAGCGUCACCUCACUACUAGAACACCUGCCGACGGACUUGGUGGACCAGAACUUGUUAAACUUCCUGCCAGUAGGGGAACACUCCGAGGUGUAUAAGGCUCUGUCCACACACCCCACCGACCACGACAACCUUAACUCGGAUUACCUGAAGACAAAGAACCACAUGGAGUUCUGCUGCCAUAUGCUGCGAGGGACCAUUGACCCCAAAGAACCACCCAUCUAUGAAUAUGUAAAGUUCAUUGGCAACUUCAAGUCACUCAACAAUGUCCCAAACGUGACGAGGAAUGGUCUGGCGGGGGUAUUACAGCGGUCACUACAACCUGCGUUUGAUGACCAGGUGUGCUUUGUAGCCACUGUUAGGCUGGCCAAACCUCAGUUUAUCAAGGAGAUGUGUACAGUGGAGGAGCCCAAUGAAGAAUUCACCUCCAGGCACAGUCUAGAAUGGAAGUUUCUUUUCUUAGACCAUAGAGCUCCACCAAUCAUAGGCUACCUGCCUUUCGAGGUUCUGGGAACAUCAGGGUACGACUAUUACCACGUGGACGACCUGGAGACACUGGCCAAGUGUCACGAACACUUGAUGCAGUACGGUAAAGGGAAGUCUUGCUACUAUCGUUUCCUGACUAAAGGUCAACAGUGGAUCUGGCUUCAGACGCACUACUACAUCACUUAUCACCAGUGGAACUCUCGACCGGAGUUUAUUGUCUGUACGCACACAGUAGUCAGCUAUGCAGAGGUGAGGGCAGAACAGCGCAGAGAGCUGGGCAUUGAGGAGUCUAACCCAGAAGUUACUGCGAAUAAGAGUCAGGACUCAGGCUCCGAGUCACAGCUGAAUACAUCCAGCCUCAAGGAGGCUCUGGAGCGAUUUGACCACAGUCGAACCCCAUCAACCUCCUCACGGAGUUCUCGCAAGUCCUCAUCACAUGUCUCAGACAACACUUGCACAUCAACAGCCUCCAAGCUACACAUGGACACAGCCACGCCUCCUCGGCAGUCACUGGCCUCCACCAUGGAGAUGACAUCACAGCGUCGCUCAUCCAUCAGCAGCCAGUCUAUGAGCUCUCAGACCACAGGCCAGAGUGUAACCCCAGGUUUGAUCACUCAGCAGCAACAACAACAACAACAACAACAACAACAACAACAACAGCAGCAGCAGCAGCAGCAGCAGCAGCAGCAGCAACAACAACAACAACAACAACCACAGCAGCUACAGACAAAUGUACAGCCGGUGAUGGAGUUCUCAGCGCAGGUGAAUGCCAUGCAACAUCUAAAGGAGCAGCUAGAACAGAGGACGAGACUGAUCCAAGCCAACAUCCAGCGGCAGCAGGAGGAGCUGAGACACAUUCAGGAGCAGCUGCAGAGAGUGCAGGGACAGGGCAUACAGAUGUUGCUGCAGCAGCCGGCUGGAGCGAUGAACGUGCAGCUCCCCCAGGUGGGGUCCGUCCAACAAGCAGCUACUCUGACCAGUCAGGUCCAGCAAACAACGAUUAACCCUGUCCAUUCAGGAACACAGCAGCUCACCAUCCAGCAGCAGGCAACACAGCCCCAGCAGAACCUCCAGCAGCAGCAGACCAAUGCCCUCACACAGCCCCAGCGUCAGCCCCAGCAGCCUCCCCAGGCUCAGCCUCAGACGCAGGGCUCUGUAUCUGCUCCACUGUACAACACCAUGAUGAUUUCCCAGCCAGGGCAGCCCAACGUGCUGCAGAUCAGCACCAGCCUGCCGCAGACCAACACACAGCAAGGCACCGCAGUGGCCACCUUCACACAGGACCGACAGAUCCGGUUCCCAGCAGGGCAGCAGCUGGUGACCAAGCUUGUGACAGCUCCAAUGGCAUGUGGAGCGGUCAUGGUGCCCACCUCCAUGUUCAUGGGACAGGUGGUCACUGCGUACAAUCCCUUCGGUGGGCAACAGCAGGGAGGGCAAACCCAGACCCUGACUCUGCAGCCAGCCCAGCCGCCCCAAGGUCAGCCCGACGGCCAGAACCAGACGACCGUGGUGGCUCAGAGUGGCCAGCAGGGGCAGCAGCAACAACAGCAAUUCCUACAGGGCACUCGUCUUCUGCACAGUAACCAGUCUACCCAGCUGAUUCUGCAGGCAGCUUUCCCACUCCAACAACAGGGCACCUUCACCCAGGCAACGCACCAACAGCAACCGCAGCAGCAACAACAACAACAGCAGCAGCAGCAACGGCAACAGCAACAACAACAACAGCAGCAGCAACAAUCUCAUCACCAGAGGCACCAGCAGCAGCUGAAACCACAGCCCCAGAAACAGCAGAAAGCCCCUUCAUCGCACAGGACUGACAGCGUCAGCAGCCAACCACAGUAAAGUCUGGAGGAAAACAAUCUGAAAACCUGGGGAAGUGAAACUCUGAAGGGAUCGCUGCAUCCAUUUGUUUUGUUGAUGUGGUUGUCACAAACUUCCUUUUCCCCAAAAAUCGUCGCCCUCCCUUUCUCCAUCCGAAAGAAAUGAAUCAUAGGAAAGAGGAAAGCCUGCGAGUCCACAAGAAACUCGCCAAGGAUUGUCACCAUGGCAACAGGAUGGAUUAAAAUCCCCCUUUCCCUCAUCAGAGGCUGAGCUGUGAGUGAGCUCCAGUCUCUGUGGAAACCCGAGAAAAAAAAAAGACUUUUUUUUUAAGGUGUGUCAAAGUGGACUGAUUGGUGUACAGAUUUACUGUAUGAUAAAAAAACUGUAAAUAUCCAAUAUAGCCUAACAGGAAACAGAAAUGUAGUAUUUUAUAUGAUUGCAUGGAAAGAAUAACUGUGUAAGCUUUUAUUAGUCGCUUUUGAAAACUGAAUUUUUACUUUUGUUCAAGUGUUUUCUGGUCAAAGAUGGAGCAGUGACGUGCUCCCUCAGUCCCCCCCCCCCCACCCCCACACACCCUUCUCUCUUCAAAACAAAAAACAAAAACAGUCCAGAUUAAGGCUUUAAAGUUGUCAGUUUGGUUGGGCUUGGGUUUUCUUGUUGAAGUUGUGUUUUUGAACACUGUGUCUCUUGAGACAAAAAUGGCUCUUUUUAACUUUGUAAGUACAAAUUAUGUUUGGCAAGAAACUAGAUCACAGUUUAACUGAAUUCUUUGCGGAAUGAUCACUGUACGUAUAACGGGUUUAGUGAUUCCAAGUGCCAAGAACUUAGUCAAUUGUUGUUGUUUUUUUUUUUAAUUUCAAGCAGACUAUUCAAAGGCGUAUAUAUAUUUUCCAACAAGAUAUUACCCCUAACAAAGUUAAUGGGUGUGUAUAUAGUAGGGAUUAUUUUUUAACAGUCAGAGAGCCCUAUAAGUAACAAACAGUAUAUCCUCAACCUCCUGAAACUUUAGCACUUGAUGUGGUUGUGUACAGUAAAUCACUGUCGAGACCUAGUUGUUUGUAAUCUGUGGUGUGAUUCCGUGAGCUAGUGUGUGUUUUUGGGGAUACAAUCUUUGUGGGCAUGAGAGUGUCCGUGGUUGAUGUGUGUGCGUGUGUGUGCGUGUGUGUGUGUGUGUGUUUGUCUGUUGCCCCUUGUGUCUUACAAUAAUUGACUUAGUAAGGGUUUUGAAGUUGCUGGAUGGUACUUGUAUUCUCAGGAAUGUGGAAAGUUUUUCGCUUCUGCCUCAGUCUGGAACCGGGGAGGAUGAGACAGUGACGCUGCAAAGACCAGAGUGUU